CACACACACACACACACACACACACACACACACACACCCUCCCUGCCUGUCUCACUCUUCUUCUGUCUCUCACUCCUCCGGUUCUCCGGGUUUAGCUGACGGUGUGAUCCUUUAACAACAUGCAUGCGGGAGGGAGAGAGCAGCACGCGCACUCCGUCACCAGGCUCGCGCUCUAAACCGUGCGCUGGGAUUUAUCAGCGGUCUCGCGCUCUUUCGGCUAGCAGGUCGCUGCAAGGCAUUAAUAAACACGUGAGCGCACGCGUUGGUACUCUGUAAUGAUCCGGAGCGCUCUAUCGGAGCUCCAUGCACUCUCCGCGCGUAUGCACGCGUGACCGGAGCCGCUUCUGUGUCCGUGCGCGAGCGAUACAUGGCCGCGGCUAUCGCGAGCUCGCUCAUCCGGCAGAAACGGCAGGCGCGCGAAUCCGGCAACGAUCGCGGGGCCGCUUCGGCGCGCCGUUCGAGCCCCGGUAAAGAGGCGCGCGCGCUGUGCGGCAGGCGCCUGUACGGUCUCUUCAGCAAAGUGCGCUUCUGCAGCGGCGGGAAGAAGCGGCCCGCGCCUCGGAAACCAGAGCCACAGCUGAAGGGGAUUGUGACAAGGCUGUUCAGCGAACAGGGGUUUUACCUGCAGAUGAAACCAGAUGGAACCAUUAAUGGGACCAAAGAUGAGAACAGCGACCACACUCUUUUUAAUUUGAUUCCAGUGGGUCUGCGUGUUGUGGCCAUUCAGGGUGUGAAGGCAGGACUUUAUGUGGCCAUGAACGCUGAGGGAUUCCUCUACACAUCAAAUGUUUUUACAGCAGAGUGUAAGUUUAAGGAGAGUGUGUUUGAGAAUUACUAUGUGAUCUACUCGUCCACUCUGUAUCGUCAACAUGAGAGCGGACGUGCCUGGUUUCUCGGCCUCAGCAAGGACGGCAUCAUCAUGAAGGGGAACCGUGUCAAAAAAACCAAACCCUGCUCACACUUUGUCCCUAGACCCAUUGAGGUGUGUAUGUACAAGGAACCGUCACUGCACGAGUUAGAAGAGAAGCUGCGCAGCCGGAAAGACUCAGGGACGCCGAGCAUGAAUGCAGAGAAUCUGCCGAACCCGGACUCGACCGAGCAGGAUGGCUCAUAGCUGCUCACUCACACCCUCACAAACUCACACAAACACACUCGCAAACUCACAGACACACACACACACACAUAGCACCUCACAGAAUUCACACCUCAACAGGAGAAAAAAAAAAUCACCCAAGAAACAGCAGAUUGAAAUCUGCAAUCCUGUGAAUGUCUCAGAAAGGAAACAAAGAAAAAAAAAAGGAAAGAAAUCCUGUAUUUGAAAUCAGGACAUUUUAUGCAAAGCCUGCCGAGCGUGCGUGUGUGUGUGUGUGUGUGUGUGUGUGUUAUACCUUGGACACGAAAGGAAAAUGCUGUCUAUAUGUAUGUGUUUGUUUGGAAGUUUAAGCUUUAAAGCCAUGUACCAAUCCUCACAUGUCAAUUUACGAAUGCAAAAGCACCUUCAUGCGCUUCUUUCUGUUUGCGUGUGUGUGUGUGUGUGUGUGUAGGUGUGUGUAUGAAUGUGUGUGUGCUGCUCUAAUCAUCGCUAUCAAUCGUCGGUUUCAGAUUCUGCUCUCCGAUUGGCUCAAGUGGUGAACGCUCUUGCUCUGUACUCGGGCGAUGGGUGUCAUUGUGAUCUCAGUGGACUCCAAAUUGUUGUCAUGUCAGAAGUUCAGAAACAUUUUGAUUUAACGUGCUUGAAAUGAAUCGGUCCGAAAUGUUUGUUUGCACAUAACAGCUUUUUAUUCGGUAGCAUUUUACAAGAUGGCUGUAUAUAAUUUACAUUACGUGCCAGGCUUUGUUCGAGCUUAGCAGCGCACUAGCUACAUACGCUCGCCGUCGGCACUAACGAUCCCUGCUGCUUCGUUCCAAGCUUCAUUGUCUUUCAUAAUGUCUCUACACACUACAGACUAUACGACAGGAUUAACGUUAAGUUACUUGGAAACUACAAGCAGGAAGUAAGUAGGGAGCUGAAGAAACCUUAAACAACAUGUGAUUUACGAUUGCUCUGAGGAGUCAUUUGAUUGGUUGUAUAACUUUACAGCGUUGUAAAUAAUUUGCAUAGAAUUUGCAUAGAAAUCACUGUCGCUCCGACAUACACAGAAAACGAACGGUCGUCUGAAAUGUUCUCGCUACUUGGUGUGAAAGUAAGGUAAGAAACCUCAAAAGAGGUAAAAAGGUACCAGUUUUAGGUAGUUCGAUGGAAAUGCAGGUGUGUAACUGUUUUUUUGGAGUACUUUUGAAGGGCGGUGGAGGGGCAGGCUGGCUUUAGUGAUUACCAAUUUUGCCCCACAUCUCCAGGGUCAUUUCUGUGUGUGUGUGUGUGUGUGUGUCCUCCAGGAAAACCUCUGGGUUCUCCAGUUUCCGCCCCAAAGUCCUAAGACAUGCCUGUUAGGCUGAUCUCUAAACUGUCUGUAAUGCCUGAAUGUUGUCGUGCCCUGUGACAGGUUGGCACCCCGUCCUGGGUGCCUCGUGCCCCGAGUCCCCUGGGUUAGACUCCAGGUUCCCUGUAACCUUGUGUAGGAUAAGUGCUACAGAAAAUGGAGGUAUGGAUGGAUGACUUGUGAGGAACUGGUGAAUCCUUACAGGAGUCAGAUGUUUAUGAGACGUUUUAACUACGAUGCAUGUUAGCGACGCUAGUCUUAAGCCGCGCUGCAGCACGUGACGGCUUGCUGACGGCUUUUCUGUUGUGCGGAUGUUGUGGGCUACAUGUUUUUAAGAGCUCUGAUGUGUUUAAUUUAUUACACUUUUGUUUUUCUUAAUGCAUUUUGAAAACGCUUUGCACUUCUGAGCCUUAUUAUCACUCAAGGAUAUAUUCGAGUUAGGCUUUAAAUCUUUAGGCUGCUUUUGUUUAAAUCCUGAGAGAAAAGGUCUAAUCCGCGUCGUGUCCGAAUUCUUUUUAUCUGACUGUUCACUUUCGCCGUCACGUCUGUAUUUGUAUCUGAUCUAUCUCUUUCUGAAAUAUGGGUUCUUUUUAUUUUGUUUUAUCCCACUAUAUCUCAUCUCAACCUGUCUAAUCUCUCCCGUCUGAUCCCUCUGUCUUGUUAUCAGACGUAUCACUGUCAAUGCUUUUUACCUUUGUUCACAUUCUGUUAUCUCUGGAUCUAACCACACUGUCUGAUCUCUUUGUGGUGUCUCAUUUCUUUGUGUCUAUCCUUUCGCUUUAUGAUCUCGCCUUUUUGUUUUGUUGUUUGAUUUUUGUUUCGAAUCUCUCACUAUUUUUACUCAGUUCUAGCUUAUCCCACUGUCCAAUCUGUCCAAUCUUUUUUUUUUCUACUUUUGUCUACUUUAAAAUUUCCAAUAUAUAAUUGUCUGAUUUCUCAACAGUAUCUUACUCUGCAUGCAUCUUUUAGUGUUUGUACGACUUUUGGUAUGAUUUCCAUGUGUGAUCAUUUUAAAUCUGAUCUAAUCCGAUUGAUAUUGUCUCACUAUGUCUUUGCUACAUCAGAUUUUUCUGUCCCAUACCAUUUUGUCCCGUGUAUCCUUCCAAACUUCCAUCUCUGUUACAUUAAGUCUAAUUUAUUCAAUCUCUGAUAUUUUACACACUAGGAUGGAUGUUGGAAUAUCAGUGCUUCUAAUCUCUAUACAUCUAAUCCUUCUAUCUGUCUGAUCUUUGGGAUCUCUGCCAUUUCUUCUCUCUCCCUCUCUGAUCUGCAUGUUUGAUCUUAUAUUUGCCAUGAAUUUUUGUCUCGCGUCUAUAAUUUCGCUCACCGUCUUUGUAUCUAACCUUGUCUUGAUCGGAUGUCGGAGGUCUGAUAUCAUCAUCAGAUCAGUGUCUUCCAUGAUCUCUCUUUAUUUUAUAUAUUUUCUGUCUGUCUAAUCUUUCAAAUAGAGAGAACAGAUAUGUCAGGGAUCAGACGCAUAGACUCCGUAGUGUCUAUCUAAUCUCUCACUGCCCGAUCUCUUGUUUUUUAGUGUCUGAUCUCACUGUCUGAACUCUAAUGAUUGUAAACACUCUGUUUGGAGUGUGUCUUCCUGCCAAAAGCACAGACUGCCCUUUAGACACACCCACCAACUCACCGUCCAACACACACACACACACACACACACACACAUAUGCAGUAUAUAUACACACACAACACCUGAAUCUGAUUUGCCACUGAGGUCACGGCCCAUCAUCUUUUGGUCCGAUGAAAGAGUCAGUUGCAGUCUUUAGCCAUAGGGGGCGAAUUUCGUGAAAAGUCUUCCAUUAGGAGAGCAGCACCAGCAUCACUUGCACAGGUCAGAGGUCAUCGGGUUGGUGGGGUGUAAAUAAAGAUGUCCGUCUGGGUUUGAGGAAACGUCGCGAUUAUUAACGACUGCCUGACUCUGAUGACUGUCUGUUCACAAAAACCAGAAUGUUGAUUUCAUUAGUUGGUGUUUGCACUUUAAUUAAUUAACACAUUCAAGAUGUGUAAUGUACAAAUGUGUGUGUGUGUGUGCGUGUGUGUGUGUGUGUGUGUGUGUGUGCAUGACGCUGACCAUAAGGAUGACCAGAUCAUUUACAUUAAAAUACUGAAACC
Messenger RNA from Tachysurus vachellii, 4538 nucleotides. RefSeq names its product fibroblast growth factor 12b (gene fgf12b). Gene Ontology annotation, molecular function: fibroblast growth factor receptor binding; growth factor activity. Lineage: Eukaryota; Metazoa; Chordata; Actinopteri; Siluriformes; Bagridae. Bases 368 to 1114 code for a protein of 248 amino acids. The transcript has 5 exons. Gene Ontology annotation, cellular component: cytoplasm. The record is from RefSeq and is a predicted model, not a curated record. Gene Ontology annotation, biological process: positive regulation of cell population proliferation; cell differentiation; positive regulation of protein phosphorylation.